Molecule: messenger RNA, 2988 nt
Organism: Chaetomium globosum CBS 148.51
Lineage: Eukaryota; Fungi; Ascomycota; Sordariomycetes; Sordariales; Chaetomiaceae
Exons: 11
Coding region: 1-2988 (995 amino acids)
Biological process (GO): transmembrane transport
Cellular component (GO): membrane
Molecular function (GO): ABC-type transporter activity; ATP hydrolysis activity; ATP binding
Source: RefSeq, a predicted model, not a curated record
AUGGUAUAUCGGCACACUACUGCCCUGCGGGCCGUGGACGUUCAGGACUCGGCGGCAAUUACCUUGAUGGGUACGGAUGUGGAGCGCAUUGUACAAGCAUUGAGAUUCAUCCAUGAAGUCUGGGCAUCGAUUCCUGAAAUAGCCGUUGCCGUCUGGCUUCUGGCUCGUCAAAUGUCCUAUGCUGCGUUUAUGCCACUCGUCGUUGCUUUAGCAUCCGUAGCUGGAGCAUCAUUCGUCGGGGCGCGGUCUGGCCCUGCCCAAAAGGCGUGGAACGAGCGCGUUGAGAAGCGAAUCGCAGUCACGACCAAGAUGAUCAGCAGCAUGAAAAUUGUCAAGAUGUUGGGCUGGUCAGAGGUGCUGGGUGAUAUCGUUCGUGACUUGCGAAAAGUUGAAAUACGCACCUCGGAGAGGUUCCGUUAUCUCCGGAUCUGGCAGAUUCUGUUUGGAAAUGCGCCUACCACGCUUGCCCCCCUCGCAACCUUUGGCGUAUAUGCCAUCAUUGCGGCUGUCAAGGGAGACGAAAGCCUAUUAUCAGCGCAGGCCUUCACCUCGCUUGCUCUCAUCAGCCUCGUCACAAGCCCCCUGAUCACCUUCUGUCAGGCCUUGCCAUCUUGUAUUCAGGCUGCGGCAUGCUUUUCGCGUAUCGAAUCAUACUGCUCUCGGCAAGCGUUGUCUCCACGCAUGGACCCUUCAGGAGGAGCCAUUGAAAGCAGCAUUCCGCUAAGAGACCGAUCGUCCACACGCUUCGCUUCGGGGAGACCAGGUGAUGUUGUGGCCUCGUUUUUGUCAGCCGAUAUAUCUUGGUUGGCAGAUGCCACCGAACCUGUGCUGCGCAACAUCAAUCUAAACGUCAAAUCCGGAUUCACAGCAAUUGUCGGUCCGGUCGGUUCGGGAAAGUCCACACUGCUCGAGACUUUAAUAGGAGAAACCAUCAUCACCCGAGGGCGUGUCGAGUCCAAAAUAUCCAAGGUUGCCUUUUGCUCGCAGCUUCCCUGGAUUACUGACGAUACCAUUAGACAUAAUAUUGUCGGCACAGCCAACCCCGAGUUUGACCCCAAGUGGUAUGAGUUUUCUGUUGCGUCAUGUGGACUUCAACAAGAUCUAGCAGGGCUACCUGUUGACGAUGUGACAAGCGGUCUCGAUCCCACGAUGGUCAACUUCAUUCUCACCCAGCUCUUCGGUCCUCAAGGCCACUUUCGCAAAUCCGGCACAUCUGUUAUACUUGCCACACACAAUAGGAGCGUUCUUCCGUAUAUGGAUGAGAUCAUUGUCAUGGACAACGGCGUGGUGAUCAAUUCGGGCCCGUACAGUGAAAUCCGAUUGACAAUGCCCGAGCUGGCAAGGUCUGAAGAUUUCACGGAUGAAAGCAACAACAUAGACGUGGCGGGACAAGACGGUAUCCAGAAUGAAUCGACCGCGAGUGCACUCAAGCUUCACCCAACAAACAUCAGCAGCGAACCCGCAAGAGCUGGAUCUGCAGCGGCGCCAAGGAAGCUGCUCUUGCAUGCCGUUUUAGCACAUCAUGGACAUAGGUUCAGUCAAGACAUGGACCUCAUUGACAUGACGCUCCCCUCGAAUGCCAUUCAAUUUACAUCAGCCGCGGCGUACUGCCUCGCGCAGCUGGUUAUCCUCUGCGUUCUUGGCAAAUACCUGGCAGCCGUGGUUCCUAUCCUGGCCGCAGUCCUCUUCGUUGUCCAGAAAAUCUAUCUUCGCUCCUCUCGGCAACUCCGUCUCCUCGACAUCGAAGCCAAAGCGCCCCUGUAUCAGAUUUUCAUUGAGACGAUUCGAGGCAUUCCGACCAUCCGGUCGUUUCACUGCCAAGACCUGUUUCACAGCAAGCACCAGGCGAUACUCAAUGACGCUCAGAAGCCGUUCUAUAUGCUGAUGUGCAUCCAGCAGUGGCUCGCCCUGGUGUUGGACUUGAUUGUGGGCGCAAUUGCGGUCACGAUUGUUGUGAUCGCAACAUCCUUGUCUAACAGCAUAAGUGCCGGUGCCAUCGGCGUCGGCCUUGUCCUUAUAUUGCAGUUCAACGAGAUGCUUACGCAAACGCUCCAAUCCUGGACGAAACUGGAAACAUCGAUCGGAGCUGUUGCGCGGGUCCAGAAAUUCGUCGCAGAUACCCCUUCUGAACCUAUCGGGACGGCGGUCGUGCCUGCUGGCUGGCCUGCGCGAGGGGCGAUUAGUUUCAACAAGGUCGUUGCCGGCUACCCAUCCAACGACAAGCUCAUUCUGUCCGACAUUAGCCUGCACGUUUCUCCCGGCGAGAAGCUCGCGGUUUGCGGAGCCUCAGGCAGCGGGAAGACGUCGCUCAUCAUGACGCUAUUGCGCAUGACGAACCUGCACCAGGGCGUGAUAACCAUCGACGACAUGGACAUUUCAAAGCUGGCCGGGAGCGACGUCUGUGCCAAGAUCAACGUUGUUCCCCAAGAAGCGUUUUUCCUACCUGGAACCAUCCGGUUCAACCUCGACCCCCAGGGGCGUGCGGCCGACGACGCUAUCGAGGCUGCAAUUCGCAGAGUUGGGCUCUGGGGGCGGAUUCAGAGGGCGGAAGCGGGACUGGACAUGGAACUGCUUGCGUCCGAGUGGUCCCAGGGCGAGAUGCAGCUCUUGUGUCUGGCGCGGGCUCUGCUUGUGCCCAGCAAGAUCCUGAUCUUGGACGAGGCAACAAGCAGUGUCGACGCAAAAACGGAGGCGAUCAUGCAGGAGGUGAUCGACAGCGAAUGGCGUCAGCACACGGUCAUCUCGGUGCUCCAUCGGUUCGCGCACAUCAAUCGGUUUGACCGUGUAGCUGUUCUACGCUCCGGUCAACUCGUCGAAUGUGACACGCCACAAGCGCUGUUGAGUCGCCCGUCUGAGUUCUUGGAACUGUACCGGCGAGACAUCAAGCUCAAAGGCGGCACGGCGGGCCUCGAGGGCGAGACCGAGGAGUUGGACAAGCAACGGGAAGGCAAACGACGUCGGACCGAGAGCUCGGAGGACAGCAAGUGA